Maniola jurtina (meadow brown) is the source of this 2417-nucleotide messenger RNA. RefSeq names its product zinc finger and SCAN domain-containing protein 12-like. The transcript has 5 exons. Gene Ontology annotation, cellular component: nucleus. Bases 230 to 1894 code for a protein of 554 amino acids. Gene Ontology annotation, molecular function: zinc ion binding. NCBI's taxonomy places the organism in Eukaryota, Metazoa, Arthropoda, Insecta, Lepidoptera, Nymphalidae. The record is from RefSeq and is a predicted model, not a curated record.
GUGCGUCAUGCGUGGUUCUGUCUGUGUGGUAACAAUCUCGGACCAGAAAAAUUAGGAUAACAUAAACAAAACAAAUACGAUCUGGAUCACCUAAGCACAAACCAGUAAUCAAAGAGUAUGUAAUGACUACGUUAUACCAGUAAUCUGCAUCGGAUACUGAUAGCACCGACCAGAAAAAGAAGUGAUAGGUAGCAGUUCUUGGCACAGACCAGUGGUGCUUAUAGGAAAGAUGUCCAAUAUUACUGUGAAGAGAAGCAAGGGACCUUUAGUAGAUCCUGCUUUGUGCAGAUGCUGCCACUCUAUAAAAAAAUGUCGCCUUCUUACCUCGGAGUACGAAUUCAUGGGUGCCAAGGAGGUGUAUUCUGAUAUGUUUAUGGAUAUCUUUGGUCUCCUGCUGUCUCACCUGGACGGGGACAACACGGAGUGCGGUAUAUGCGCCACCUGCGUGUGUCGACUGCGGGAAGCCGCUGACUUCAGGAAGCAAGUGCUGCAAUCAGAGCAGAUGUUCCUCGAGGCGCGUCUCCGGGAUAACGACAGGAACGUAAAGUUGGAAGUGAAAACUGAAGCGGCGUGCGACUCCGACGCGCGCGAUGCCGCUGACGACGCCGCUGAUCGGAAUGAUGAUUCAGAAAUGGAUUCACAAAUGGACGAAACAACGAAAGUGGAAGACGUCAACAAUGCACAGAAGUCAAUGAAGAGUACUAGAAAUGGCCACAAACUGAAAGUAAAAGAGCAUUUGAGAACGGGCAAGAUGCAAAACCUUCACAGAAGGCUGGGCAAAAUGUUGAAACCAGAAUCACCCGCAGAGAAAUCUCAGGCGAAAAAACAGGCGGAUGCCCUGGACCAAAACCGCAUGGCUCUCAGCAACACCGUCACUAUAGUGAACUGUUCGUACGUCUGUCCGUUCCACAAUCGAAUAAGCUUCUACUAUUGCUUCUAUUGUAAAGACCAAUUCACGAACCCAUCGGAACUAAGAGACCACACAUUAUCCCACGAUCCCACAGAACUCUUCGAGAAUUCCAUAGAGAAUAAAAAGAUACCGAAAAUCGAUAUCACCAGAAUCGAUUGUAGGUUAUGCCCCGAAAGAAUCGACGAUCUCGACACAUUCAAGAACCACAUCACCGCACAACACCAGAAGGUCCUUUAUCCUGUCGCGAACGAGUUUUUGAAAUUCAAAUUGACACUAAACAAUCUAACUUGCACCGAGUGCGGUGCCGUGUUCCCUUACUUCGAUUCCUUGAAGAAACACAUGGUCGAUCACUUCGGUACUUACACUUGCGACGUGUGCGGCGCGUGCUUUCUGGAGCACGCGUCCUUGCGCACGCACAUAAAGUCCCACAACAAAGUGGACGCGAACUUCCCCUGCGAGAUAUGCGGCAAGAAUCUGAAGUCCAAGUACAGCAUGGGGCUGCACGUUGCGACGGUACACGAGAAGAAACCCACGGUCAACUGCUACAAAUGCGACGCGGCGUUCCUCUCGUACGCGUUACGCAACCGCCACCUGAUCGAGGCGCACGGCGACAAGCGCACGUUCCCUUGCAAGCUGUGCGACAAGGUGUACAACCGCCGGAAAACCUUGAUAGAGCACCAUCGGCGGAACCAUUUGAAGGUCUUCAACCAUCAGUGCGAGCUGUGCGACCAGCGGUUUUAUUUGCCGUCUCGUUUAAAAGAGCACAUGGCCACUCAUACUGGGGAAAGGAACUUUAGAUGCGAGUUCUGUGACAAGAGCUAUCCGAGGCUCCAAUCUCUGCAGGAACAUGUCAGGUCCCACAGUAGCGACAGACGAUAUAAAUGCGAUAUGUGUAAUACGACGUUCGCUCAGAGCGGCAGUUUGAAAAGUCAUAUGAAAAACCACCACAAUGUCUUCGAUUUGGAUGUUAGCGAAGGUUUCUAAAGUCAAUUUUUUAGGUUUCCGUACCUCAAAAGACGGAACCCUUAUGUGAUCACUUUGUCUGUCUGUCCGUCCGUCGUGAUCUGUAGGGUAGGUACUUCCCGUUGACCUAGAAUCAUGAAAGGCAGGUAGCUAGAUAGCACAAGUAAAGGAAAAAAUGCGAGAACUGUGAAUUAGUGGUUAAAUCACGAAAAGUAAAUUAAAAUGUGUUUCAAUUUUCAAAGUAAGAUAACUAUACCAAGUGGGGUAUCACAUGAAAGGGCUUUACUUGUACAUUCUAAAACAGAUUUUUAUUUAUUUUUAAGCGUAAUAGUUUUUGAUUUAUUGUGCAAAAUGUCGGAAAAAUACCCGAGUACGGAACCCUAGGUGCGCGAGUCUGACUCGCACUUGGCCGGUUUUUAUGUAAAGCGUUAAGCUGGAGAUUGACUUGUAACAUUUAGGUAUAACUAGCUGUGCCCGCGACUUCGUUCGCGUGGAAUAGUGACUUUUCGGGCAGCAUGUACGUUAAAAAUGUUUGCCGUGAUUC